Botrytis cinerea B05.10 is the source of this 689-nucleotide messenger RNA. It is a transcript of the gene Bcrps31, whose product is annotated as Bcrps31. The record is from RefSeq and is a predicted model, not a curated record. Gene Ontology annotation, biological process: translation; protein ubiquitination; modification-dependent protein catabolic process. Gene Ontology annotation, cellular component: ribosome; cytoplasm; nucleus. Gene Ontology annotation, molecular function: ubiquitin protein ligase binding; protein tag activity; structural constituent of ribosome. The transcript has 3 exons. The coding region runs from base 89 to 556 and encodes 155 amino acids. NCBI's taxonomy places the organism in Eukaryota, Fungi, Ascomycota, Leotiomycetes, Helotiales, Sclerotiniaceae.
GAAAUUCCCUAUCAAUUAUCUUGAACUUUUCUUUUCGAACUCUACAAGACCUUUGAGGAAGACAAUCUAAACCGUUGUCCAGAUAGUCAUGCAGAUCUUCGUCAAGACCCUCACGGGCAAAACCAUCACCCUCGAGGUUGAGUCUUCGGACACCAUCGACAAUGUCAAGGCCAAGAUCCAAGACAAGGAGGGAAUCCCACCCGACCAACAGCGAUUGAUCUUCGCCGGAAAGCAACUCGAAGAUGGCCGCACCCUCUCCGACUACAACAUCCAAAAGGAGUCCACUCUUCACUUGGUGUUACGUCUCCGUGGUGGUGGCAAGAAGCGCAAGAAGAAGGUCUACACUACCCCAAAGAAGAUCAAGCACAAGCGCAAGAAGACCAAGCUCGCUGUAUUGAAGUACUACAAGGUUGAUGGUGAUGGAAAGAUCGAGCGUCUCCGCAGAGAGUGCCCAACUCCAGACUGUGGUGCCGGUGUUUUCAUGGCUGCCAUGCACGACCGUCAAUACUGUGGACGCUGCCACUUGACCUACAUCUUCGAUGAUGCCAACAAAUAAAUUAUCACCAAUGGAUAAUCGAAUAUGAAGGAAUAGAUUCUCGCAUGCUAUGGUGUAGUUCAGAUAUUACUCAAUGCUACGCUGAAUCUAUGUCAAAUAUGCUCGGUUUUUUUUAAUUAUUGGCUGUGAAACA